AUGGGCAGCUGGCUCAGACAGUGGAGGGGAGGCCAGCGUGGAUCCACUCACAGACUGUUCUUUUGGUUUUCAGCCAGGAUUGCUUCAGUUGUGAUUGGAGCCCGUGAACCGACCCAGCUCCUCUUCCCCGCAGCCACGGAGGUGCAGGCUGUGCCUGUGGUGCUCGGUGCCAGGGGCUUCACUGGGGUGGGAAUGGCCGAGAACUCCAUAGCAGCCAAGGUGACGUCCGCAGUGGCCAUCGCCGACAGGGGCGGAGUUGCCUCGGGCAGCCUGGUGGUUACUCUGCAGUCACUGGGAGCAACUGGGCUCUCCAGGUUGACCAAGUUAGUCCUGGGCUCCACUGGGUCUGCUGCUGCGGCAGCUGGCUUUGUGAACUUCCUCUAGCUCCCUGCCCCUCGCCCUGCAGUGAAGAGAACUGUGCCAGGAGAGAAGGUGCCCAGCCGUCCUGACCCAGUGAGGAGCCAGCUAUAGCAAACACACCUGGGGUGAAAUAUACCAAACCCUACACCCCAGAGGAAAACCAGAAAGAAAGGUUAAUUGUUGCAACUCUUCCCAGAAGCUUUUCCUCUCGCUGGCUGUGGGGCCGGCCCAGAGUGAUACUUGAGGUGGGGAAGGGGCAUGUUAGGGCUCAAUUCUCUUUCCCCACACUGUCAUCACAAAAACUUGGGAUAUGAUGAACCAAAAUGAAUCUAAAUUUGAAGACAAGCUGUCGCUACCCUGCUACUGACUCCGUAUGUAACCCUGGCAGGUCACCUCCUCUCUGAGUCUGUUUGCACCUCUCUAAAUGGGGAGUUGAACUAAAUGGCCUUCAAGAUCCCAGCCAGGGCUUGUGUUUGGCUCAGUUCCCAUGAGGACUCAAGAGCAGGGAAAGCGGUGGGGGAAGUGAGGGGUGAGGGGGGUGCGAACAGCCUGUUUUUAGCCACUUACCCCAAAGCCAGAGCCUCACAUCUUUGCACACGUACCCCGCCCCCACCCUCUGCAAAUCCAGUGGCUGUUUCCCGAGUGGUUGGCUUAGGCUCAGAUAUGUCACUGACAAGUCUCAACGUCAAUGUCCCGAGUCGUCCCAGACUCCACUGCCCUGGCCCUGGCCCUUUUCCCCCAAUAGCCAAUAGGAAACUUUAAUUUGUCAGGGCGCUGACCUUUCUUCCUUAGGACCCUGGUCCUGAAAUGUCCUUCCCUAACCAGAACAAGGCCUCGUAGACACUUCUCAUCGCUGCAAUGUGUUCUGCCCCAGAGUAUCAGGAAUUCGUUCAUAUGUUGUUUUGCUGCUCCUUUCCACACUGUCUAUGAGCACAUGCUGUGGUCCAUGCACAGGGCUGGACCCCAAGGAAGAGAAGGGCACAGCUCGGUCUUUACCUCAGCAGCCCUCACGGUGAGUUGA
This is a messenger RNA of Cebus imitator (Panamanian white-faced capuchin), 1381 nucleotides long. It is a transcript of the gene IFI27, whose product is annotated as interferon alpha inducible protein 27. The transcript has 3 exons. NCBI's taxonomy places the organism in Eukaryota, Metazoa, Chordata, Mammalia, Primates, Cebidae. Gene Ontology annotation, biological process: apoptotic signaling pathway. The coding region runs from base 1 to 384 and encodes 127 amino acids. Gene Ontology annotation, cellular component: mitochondrion; membrane. The record is from RefSeq and is a predicted model, not a curated record.